GCGUACAGUGGGAAUUAAGCCCUCACCGGGUACGGAACUCAGAGAGUCUUUGGAAUACAUUCUAAUUCGUGAAACAACAUACUAAGUGCAAAAGGUUAAAAUGACACCAAACGCGGUUUCUAAACAAUCCGAUGCAGACUCCACAAGCUGCAAUGCGGAGGAAGUGCUGUCAAAUGGGAAUCCAAAUACGAGUACAUCUAAACAGACAGGUGUUCUUUUCGAAGGUGAUGCGGAAACCAAUGAUUUUGCAUUGACAGACGAUAUAACGCAGUUCAAAAAAGCUGAUAAGCGUAAUUUGAAAUUGGUCUGGCGAAAUAUUAUACUAUUUGCAUAUGUACAUCUGGCUGCUCUAUAUGGCGGAUAUCUCUUUCUGUUCCAGGCGAAGUUGGCAACGAUUGCUUUCUCAAUUAUACUGUACACGAUGGGCAUGAUUGGAAUCACUGGAGGUGCCCAUCGCCUCUGGGCGCAUCGUUCCUACAAGGCAAAGUGGCCGUUACGUCUGAUUUUGAUAGUGUUCAAUACGGUAGCCUUUCAGGAUGCCGCCUACCAUUGGGCCCGUGAUCAUCGUGUGCAUCACAAGUUCUCCGAAACGGAUGCCGAUCCCCAUAAUGCAACCCGUGGCUUCUUCUUCUCUCACGUCGGCUGGUUGCUCUGCAAAAAGCAUCCCGAUGUGGUGGCCAAAGGCAAGGGUUUGGAUUUGUCUGAUCUUCAUGCUGAUGCCAUACUCAUGUUCCAGUUGAAGCACUAUUUCAUCUUAAUGCCUCUCGCCUGCUUUGUGCUGCCCACUUUAAUACCCUAUUAUGUAUGGAACGAGACGCUUUUGAACUCCUUUUUUGUGGCCACAAUGUUCCGCUGGUGCUUCCAGCUGAAUAUGACCUGGUUGGUAAAUAGCGCUGCCCAUCAAUUCGGCGGGCGUCCCUACGACAAACACAUUAAUCCGUCGCAGAGUCCGUAUGUUUCCGCGUUCACCUUUGGCGAGGGCUGGCACAACUAUCAUCAUGUAUUCCCCUGGGAUUACAAGACGGCCGAGUGGGGAAAAUACACGCUAAACAUGACGACAGCGUUUAUUGAUUUCUUCGCCAAAAUUGGCUGGGCAUAUGAUCUCAAGUCCGUGUCAUCCGAGACUAUUGAACGACGAGUGCGUCGCACCGGCGACGGAACUCACGAGCUGUGGGGAUGGGGCGAUAAGGAUCUCACCGAGGAGGAUGUGCAGCAUGUUCUUUUCGUGGACAAGAUAAAGUAGAGCUUUAU
Messenger RNA from Drosophila innubila, 1251 nucleotides. RefSeq names its product acyl-CoA Delta(11) desaturase. The record is from RefSeq and is a predicted model, not a curated record. Lineage: Eukaryota; Metazoa; Arthropoda; Insecta; Diptera; Drosophilidae. The transcript is spliced from 5 exons. Gene Ontology annotation, cellular component: endoplasmic reticulum membrane. Gene Ontology annotation, molecular function: stearoyl-CoA 9-desaturase activity; iron ion binding. Bases 101 to 1243 code for a protein of 380 amino acids. Gene Ontology annotation, biological process: unsaturated fatty acid biosynthetic process.